CAAACUCAGUGAACAAAUAGCAACUACUCAAGCUGGAAUCAAAAUUCAAAGUUUGAACGCCCUAGGAGUUUCGGCAGUUCUCAGUACAAACUACAGAAAAACACACGGGUGACAACGCUAAUCCCCCAAAAAAACAAAAUACACCACAAACGACGAAAGGAACUUAAUCAGAAAACCGACGAAGGAUACGCAUACAGGAUGUCAGGGGCUGCAGAACACUCAGAUGAAGAGUCCUAUGCAGAGGAGUCCUUCGAGGAGGACUCGGAGUCGGAGGUGGAGGUGGAGGAAGAAGAGGUUGAGUAUAUCGAGCCAGAGGUGUCAAAUCCAAGUGACGCUCUUCUGUUGGAGGAGAGCGACACCCAAAGCGAGAGCGAUGUGAAAGCCGAGUUUUUUAACGGCAACCCACACGCCCGUCGCCAGUUGGGCGUCCGAAUGGUGUCCUACCUGAGUUCCUCCUCCGAUGACGAAAGCCAAGUGGUCAUCACCAAGACGGUAGCCGAGGUAAAUCAACUAAGUCUGCGAAUGGACACGCCUCCGGAGGAUGAAACGCCCUCAGUGCGAACUCUGAUGCCAGGCAGUGCCCAUUCCCGGGUUAAGGAUGAGGACAAGGAUGAUGACGAGGUUGAUGACGAGGAUGAUGACGAGAUCGAUGACGAGAAUGAUGACGAGGAUGCUGAAGUCGAGGAAAUCGAAGAAGAGGAGGAAGAAAUUCCAGGAGACGAAGACGACGCCCAAAGCGAUGGUUCCAUGGGUCGUCAGUCCGCCGACGAGAGCGACGAGGAUGAGGGCACGGAUGUGGAAGUGGAGCAGCUGGAGGAGGAUGAACCAAUUGUAACAGCUGUGUGCGAAAAGCCGGUUCAGAAGGAGAUACCACCGGCCCAGAAGGACAUUGUUUCGCUGGUGGAUGCCAGUGACAACAGUAGUGAGCACAGUGUGGCCACCAUGUGUGCAGCAGGAGACGAAACAGACAACACCUUGGCGGAGUCUCCCAGAUUACGAAAGCAGCAACCAGUUACUACAAAGGAUUCGGAAUCGCUAAAAGAGCAGGAAGAACCGGAAGAUCAAAUAGAAGAUCACAUGCAUAGCCACAAUGCACUUUUAAAUAGUUGUGAUUCGUUGCCAACAUCAAAGCCCGAUCUAGCUAGGGUUCGGUACCUGGAGCAGCAGAUGACCCAGAUGUCGGAAUUGAUCAUGAAGUCGUUCCAGAUCAAUGGAGGAGCGCCAAAUAGCCAAGCCUUCGAGCAGCUUGCCAUGGCCACGGAGAUGUUGCAGCAACGUAGUGACAGGCGAGGGGAUACUGAAUCCGAGAUGUCAUCGAUGACGGAAACGACUAUGACCAGUGCCAGGAGCUUGGGUGGAGGAAUUCGCCCCCUGAGAAUGCGGAUGGAGCGUUCUCAAGAGGCACUACUCACGACACGAUCUUCCAAGCUACUCAGACCCAAAUGCAGAUGUCCCUCGGAAUCGGAUUUAAUCGAACACGAGCAGGAACUGGAUUUGGGUCACGAGUUGCCACAUGACCUGGCAUCGAACGUCGGCAUGGACAUGGGAAUGGGCGAAGGCUACCUCGUAGACGAAUGUGGCCAGGGCGACGGACUCAUGAGGCAUCCACAGCAGCGCAAACCAAUGGAGUUCAACAGGCGAGCGGUUAGCGGAACUCCAAGCACCUUCAACAGCGACGGUUGCGAGUAUCAAAUCAAUGUGUCGCGUUCCCGCUGCUCCAAUGAUAAGAUUAACUAUAAAAACCUUGGGCGCAAAAGCUUUAGCUUUACGAAUCCCCAAGUGCGCGAGAUCGAGCGCCAGAAUCAGAUUCUUCUGCGCAAGAUGAUGACUGUGAAGCCCACGGCGACGAUCAAGGCCAGCACUAGUAGUAUAAAGAUCAAUGGGCCCGAGAAGCGACAGACACCUCCGGCGCCGCGACUCACCAGCGCUGCUGUAAACCGGAAGAAGAAUCAGCGCCAGAUCGACCUGGACAACGAUCUGCUCAAGCGGAAACUGGAGGCCAUCGGCACCCGGCGACCGCAAUUCAAGUGACGCCUCCUCCACGGGCAGCUCCAACUGUGUUCAUUAAGUAAUUAAAAGUGUUUAAUGCGAAUUUACAAAAUUAAAAUUUAUUGCAAGUUGA
Drosophila mauritiana is the source of this 2122-nucleotide messenger RNA. Its product is annotated as protein hemingway. Gene Ontology annotation, biological process: spermatogenesis. NCBI's taxonomy places the organism in Eukaryota, Metazoa, Arthropoda, Insecta, Diptera, Drosophilidae. The transcript is spliced from 5 exons. The record is from RefSeq and is a predicted model, not a curated record. The coding region runs from base 199 to 2031 and encodes 610 amino acids.